This is a messenger RNA of Dentiscutata heterogama, 1146 nucleotides long. NCBI's taxonomy places the organism in Eukaryota, Fungi, Glomeromycota, Glomeromycetes, Diversisporales, Gigasporaceae. The record is from the annotation of a GenBank genome assembly.
AUGAGCGAUGUUGGAAUAGAAGGAAAAAGUAAUCGAACGCAACGUAAAGCUAAUCGGCUUUGUCCCGAUUGUGAUCGCCCGAGGAAAUCAUAUGGUUGGUGUACAAAAUGUGAAUCAAGAUGUAUGGAAAAAAACUUUUCUUUCUGGACAAGCGGAGAUAGAGAAUUAGAUAAAAUAAUUCAAUUUAGUCAGAUUUCAGCGCUACAAACUUGUGAUUAUUUGGAAUUUAUAAAAUUUGAAGAUAUAGAAUUUAAUAAAAAUUUAAUUGCUGAAGGAGGUUUUAGUAAGGUAUAUAAAGGUAUUUGGAUAGAUGGACCUAGAUGGAAUUGGGAUGAACUUGGGGACAUUUGGUGUCGUAGUGGGCCAAUAGAGGUUGCUUUAAAAGAACUUAAUAAUUCUCAAAUAUUGUCACAUGAAUUUCUCGAACAGCUUAAAAGAUAUUAUCAAUGCCUACAAAAUGGAACAAUGGCAGAUUGUUUUGGAAUUACAAGAAAUAAUGAAACCGGUUGUUAUAUGUUCGUUAUGCGAUAUUAUGAAAAUGGGAAUCUUUAUGAAUUUCUUGACAGAAAUAAAGGAAUUAUUAGUUGGAGAGAUAUGGUAGAUAUGUUAUGGGGAAUUGCGAGUGGACUAGAAAAAAUUCAUUCAGAAAAUCUAUUUCAUUCGAAUCUUCACGGAGGAAAUCUUUUGAUUGAAGAUGAAACUAUUUCAACGGACGCAAAAAUUGCCGAUAUUGGACUUCAUGGAAAAGCAAAUGGGCCGGUUAAUCCUGGUUAUGUUAUUGCACAUGAUUUACAACUCGCCUAUAAAAUUUGUUACGAGAAUUUGCGUCCAGAGAUAAAUGAAGAUCUUAAAUCCGAAAUGCCAAUAGAAUAUUAUAAUUUGAUGAUUCAAUGUUGGGAUCCGUUACCAGAAAAUCGACCAACAGCAAGUCAAUUAAAUGAAAUUUUGGGUAAUUGGAUUUCUGAUAUUUGUGAUAACCCAAAUCCUUCAGAAAUUUCAAAUAAUUUCGGCGAUGCAGAAGAGAGAAGAUGGGAACUCAUUGGUAAACAAAACGAAGAAAAAACUUUUCCAUCGAAUUGUGUUCACAAGGAGGCUGUUUACACUAGUCGUAUCUUUGACUUUUCUAAUUUAAAACAAUCAAAAUAA